AUUGUGCGGAGUCGUGAGCAGGAAGACGGAAACGAGAGCAGAGCCAGGGGGAGGUCAGCCGUAUUUAAACACGAUGUGUCGCCUCGCUAACGGACCGCUGCCCGCCUGCAGGAGCGUGGAUGCUGCGGACGCCGGUGACCUUCGGCUGGACUGGUGAUGGCGCUCAGCGAGCAGACCAGCUGACUAUGGAGACCCUUUCAGCCUCGAUCGUCUUGACAACUGAAGACUGACCGAAUCAUAUUUGCAAUAUUGGACAGCACCGACUGACUGAGGAGAGCGACGUCUGGAAGAGCAGGUGCAGCUUCAGGUCCAGCUCAUCUGGACUCGACUGCCAUAUUCCCAAAAUGUCAUCCACCAUCGAGAGGAAAAGCCUGGAAGCCAAUGAGGAGCCAGUGGACGAGGUCCUCCAGAUGCCUCCAUCUCUCCUGACUUGUGGUGGAUGCCAGCAGAGCAUCGGAGACCGUUUUUUCCUAAAGGCCAUCGAGCAGUACUGGCACGAGGACUGUCUGAGCUGCGACCUGUGUGGCUGUCGACUGGGAGAAGUCGGCCGUCGGCUCUACUACAAACUGGGACGGAAAUUAUGUCGGCGAGAUUACCUCAGACUGUUUGGCCAGGACGGUCUCUGCGCGUCCUGUGAGAAAAGGAUCAGAGCCUUUGAGAUGACGAUGCGUGUCCGAGACAAGGUCUACCAUCUGGAGUGUUUCAAGUGUGCCGCCUGCCAGAAACACUUCUGUGUCGGUGACCGCUACCUGCUCAUCAACUCGGACAUUGUUUGCGAGCAGGACAUCUUUGAGUGGACCAAACUCACUCACAACAGCAUGGUUUGAAAUAAACUGUCGGAGGAUUUGGAGCAUCUCUAUGUCCUCGCGAGAGAAAAACGUUAUAAAUAUACAUGUUUGCAGCUCUGUCACGUGUUUUUUACUUGAGAGAUCAACAUGGUCUGGAAUGACUUCAUCUCGGUGGGAAUUGUUCUAAACUGCACCAGCAACAACUCAGGAUUUGAUGCUGAGAAAUUUUAAUAUAAACAUGCAAUAUGAAUGACCUGCAUUACUCAAGAGAAUGCAACUCUUGUAAACGUUUUUUUUUUACUAUGAAAUGCUUUUGCAUCUUCUUUGUCCAGUCUGAAACACUGUUGAAGAUUGUGCGUUUAAUUCCUUUUUGUGGAAUUGCAAGUUGAA
This is a messenger RNA of Synchiropus splendidus (mandarinfish), 1178 nucleotides long. RefSeq names its product LIM domain only 2 (rhombotin-like 1) (gene lmo2). The transcript has 3 exons. Gene Ontology annotation, cellular component: nucleus. Gene Ontology annotation, molecular function: transcription coactivator activity; DNA-binding transcription factor binding. The record is from RefSeq and is a predicted model, not a curated record. Lineage: Eukaryota; Metazoa; Chordata; Actinopteri; Syngnathiformes; Callionymidae. Gene Ontology annotation, biological process: positive regulation of transcription by RNA polymerase II. Bases 345 to 827 code for a protein of 160 amino acids.